Theobroma umbraticum is the source of this 2063-nucleotide messenger RNA. Its product is annotated as 6-phosphogluconate dehydrogenase, decarboxylating 3, chloroplastic-like. Gene Ontology annotation, molecular function: phosphogluconate dehydrogenase (decarboxylating) activity; NADP binding. The record is from RefSeq and is a predicted model, not a curated record. NCBI's taxonomy places the organism in Eukaryota, Viridiplantae, Streptophyta, Magnoliopsida, Malvales, Malvaceae. Gene Ontology annotation, biological process: pentose-phosphate shunt.
UCCUCGUUGGUUGAGCCACUGCCCUUUCACUCCCUCGACGAGUCCGUCACUCUCGCAAAAAUCCUUCCUUUCUUCAAAAGGCCAAACUCCCGGCUUUCUCCUCCCUUUAAAAAUAAAAGGAAAAUAUCUUUCACCAAACCCCCAUUUCCUUCCUCUCUACAUCUAACCCCCAUUUCCGUUCCUUUCAUUGCCGUCGUCUUUCCCGCCCAAAAAAUGGAAGUCUCCCCAGCUCUCUCACGCAUAGGCCUAGCUGGCCUAGCCGUCAUGGGCCAAAAUCUGGCCCUAAACGUCGCCGAAAAAGGCUUCCCAAUCUCCGUCUACAACCGCACCACCUCCAAAGUCGAGGAAACUGUCCAGCGAGCCCAGGAGGAAGGCCAGCUUCCACUCUUCGGCCACUACUCCCCUCGCGAAUUCGUCCUCUCAAUCCAACGGCCCAGAUCUGUUGUCAUAUUAGUCAAAGCCGGUUCACCGGUCGAUCAAACCAUCGCCGCUUUGUCUGACCACAUGGAACCUGGCGACUGCAUCAUCGACGGUGGUAACGAGUGGUAUGAAAACACUGAGAGAAGAAUCCAAGAAGUUUCCAAUAAGGAUCUUCUUUAUCUCGGUAUGGGCGUUUGUGGCGAAGAAGGGGCACGUAAUGGCCCAUCGUUGAUGCCCGGUGGAUCUCAUCAAGCCUAUUCGAAUAUCAAAGACAUACUGGAAAAGGUGGCGGCCCAAGUCGAAGAUGGACCUUGCGUCACUUACAUUGGCGGAGGAGGAUCAGGUAAUUUCGUUAAAAUGGUUCAUAAUGGAAUCGAAUACGGUGAUAUGCAGUUAAUUUCUGAAGCUUAUGAUGUUCUUAAACAUGUUGGGGGGCUUUCGAAUGAUGAAUUGGCGGAGAUUUUUGCGGAAUGGAAUAGGGGAGAGCUUGAAAGUUUCUUAAUUGAGAUAACAUCUGAUAUAUUUAGAGUUAAGGAUGAGUUGGAAGAUGGGUAUUUGGUGGAUAAGAUUUUGGAUAAGACUGGGAUGAAAGGGACUGGGAAAUGGACUGUGCAGCAAGCUGCUGAGUUAUCUGUUGCUGCUCCUACUAUCGCUGCUUCAUUGGAUUGUAGGUAUUUGAGUGGAUUAAAGGAGGAGAGGGAGAAUGCAGCUGGGGUUUUGAAAGAAGCCGGAUUGAAAGAGGAAGUUGGAAGUUUAGCACAGGGGAUUGAUAAGAAAAGAUUGAUUGAUGAUGUUAGGCAAGCCUUGUACGCUUCAAAGAUAUGCAGUUAUGCCCAAGGGAUGAAUUUGUUAAGAGCUAAGAGUGUGGAAAAAGGGUGGAAUUUGAAUUUGGGAGAGUUGGCUAGGAUUUGGAAAGGUGGAUGUAUUAUAAGGGCUGUGUUUUUGGAUAUCAAGAAGGCUUACCAGAGGAAUCCCAAUUUGGCUAGCUUGGUUGUGGACCCUGAGUUUGCUAGGGAGAUGGUUCAGAGGCAGGCAGCUUGGCGAGUUGUGGGGCUGGCUAUCUCCGCUGGGAUUAGCACUCCUGGAAUGUGCGCAAGUCUUGCCUAUUUUGAUACCUAUAGGCGUGCAAGGCUCCCAGCCAACCUUGUGCAGGCACAGAGGGACUUGUUUGGGGCGCAUACCUAUGAGAGGACUGAUCGUCCAGGGGCAUUUCAUACGGAGUGGACAAAGCUUGCCCGCCAGAGUACUGCCAGUGUUGAUGGGAUAAACUGGUAAUGGGAUCCCACCAGUGGCUCUUGAAUCAGCUGCAAAUAGAAUGGGGCAAGAACCUUUUGAACUAGAUGCAAAUAGAAUGGGGCAAGAACCUGUUGUGUUCGUUGCCUGGAUCUCUUUUGCCUGAAUAUGGCCACUAUGGAGUUCUCAUAAGGUGCACACUCCAAAAAAUGCACUCAAUUUCUGUUUGCAAAAGAGUCUGUGGUAGAACUAUUUAGGUACCUGUUUCAUUUUGUUAUCUUAUAAAAUGAACUCUGAACUGGUUUCUGAGAAGCUUUAUCUGGUAGAUCUUCUGCAAUGUAAAAAAGAACGAGGAAAACUUCAUUGAAAAUGCAUUUGUUUGACAAAGGUCUCUCAACUUCUUUUUCAAU